This is a messenger RNA of Lates calcarifer (barramundi perch), 2802 nucleotides long. Its product is annotated as sterile alpha motif domain-containing protein 9-like. NCBI's taxonomy places the organism in Eukaryota, Metazoa, Chordata, Actinopteri, Centropomidae. The transcript is spliced from 4 exons. Gene Ontology annotation, molecular function: protein binding. The coding region runs from base 226 to 2787 and encodes 853 amino acids. Gene Ontology annotation, cellular component: cytoplasm. The record is from RefSeq and is a predicted model, not a curated record.
AGGAUAUCUUCCGCCUUCUCGACAGUGAUCUCUUUUUCUCCUCCGGGAACGCCAUCGAAGCCAAGGUCGCGUCUGUUUAUCCUGCGUCUGUCCAGAAGUCUGUCGCAUCUGCUUGAGGAGCUCCAUAUUAAAGCAGGAAUGGAAAAGAAAUUUCUCCGAAAUCGCAUUAAUGGCCAAGAUUUGGAUUGGUGAACAGGAGCAAUGAAGCAUUAGUGAAGAAGUUACAUGUAUGAAGAAGGAAUAAAAGCUGUGAUGACAGAUCAAGGCAAAAUGAUGAGUCAGGAGGAGGAUCUGUCACCUGACAUCAAGGAUUGGAGUAAGCAUCAAGUGAGAGAAUGGGCUCUCAAAGUGGAUGGUGUGGACAACAUAGUUGCUGAAAUACUCUUUAAGCAGGACAUUUCUGGGCAUGCUCUUUUGCUUUUAGAUACAACAGACUUAAGCAAAAUGAAUGUAACUUUUGGACCAGCAAAACUUAUUAUUCAUGCCAGAGAUGAAGUCAUGAAACUGAGGAAAGAGGGGGCAAGCUCUCUAACAAGCUCUACAAAUCAGCCUGGAAGACCAUGCAAGCCCUAUCCAUUUUGUAGGUACCAUGAUGCAGAUAGAUACAUGGAAAACAGCAUUCUUGAUAUUACAGAAUCAGGUGCCUCAGACUUGAUUGAACCCUGCCAUGAGUAUAAAGCUUUUAUCAAUACAACAGAUGAAACAAAAAUGAGCAAGUUCACUGAUGAGGUUAUUCGCUUUGCUGCUGCUUGUAUGAAUAGCCGCACUAACGGCACUAUACAUUUUGGAAUAGGGGAUGAGCCAGACUUCACUCAUGGUCAAGUGUUGGGAGUGGUUGUGAAGGACAAAGAGGCUUAUGCAAAUAAAUUAAAAUCUGCCAUUGAUCAGUGUUUUGAGUACAAACACAAACAGACUGCUCAAACUUGCAUCAAACCUCCUCGAUUUGUUGGGGUUCUCAAUAAGAACAUGACAUCAUCUGACAAAUGUGUGAUAGAAGUGGACAUAGUUCCUGACUCUACAAUCUGUGAAGAAAAUAUCUAUCACACUUUAAACAUGGGCACAAAAAAAGCCAAGAAAAAAGUAAAAUAUAAAGAAACAGUUGAAAAUGAAACAAAACAGUCAAAGCAAUUCUUUGUUAGAGAUGGUGGUAGCAGCAGGGAUCUCCUUGCGCCAGUCACAUUUGCCAAACCUAUGGAGGAGUACAGCAAGUUUAUUGACAGUAUGAAACAACGCUCACAACUUCGAAAAGAAGCUGAAGAGAAACACCUCAGUGUGAUAAAAAGCAGCACCCAAGGCUCUAGAUUAAGUAAGAUGAUAACCGGUGGAUCUUUCUCUUUAGAUAAAUCACACUUUGAGCAGUAUGUGAUAGUGACAAACAAAGCACAUUCAAGCCAGUUUGAUUCUCUAGGGUUUCUUGUAGAACUCAACCCAACAGCAGUUUUGGACUUUGAUCCAGAAUCAGCUAAACAUGGAUUACAGUCUCACUUCGAACAGCAGAGUGCAGUAAGUGUCCAUUUACCAGCACAGUAUAAAAUAACAGAGCGAAUUGAGGACAUUGCCCACAAAUUGAAAUUAACCCGAAACACCAGUUGGGUUUUCUGCAAUGGUGGUAUUGAGGAUGAGGCACCCUCAGACAUAGACCAGUGGUUGAUGGACAAGGGAGCCUCCAUUCGAGAUGUGAUUUCCUUCUUGUGUCGGAAAGAUGUGCUUCCAAACAAGAGAUUCCUGGUCAUUUUUGUACUUUGGUCAACAGUGAGUGAGAAAAUUGAUCCUCUCGUUGAGACUUUCAGUACAUUCUGGCAGGAGCUCAGAGGCACAGAGCAAAUCCUUUGUAUAUGUGACAAUGAAAAGGCAUUUACCUCCUGGAAAGACCUAAUUGAAGCUCGGUGUGGAAUCAACAUCUCUGGUAGAUGUAUAUAUGAGCUUAAUUUUGCUGAAGUGAAUGGCACUAUCCUUAGCCUUUUGUCAAAAAACCGUAGAUCCAACCGUUUCCUACCCUGUGGUGGGGGAAGCAGAGUUCUUCUUGAGAAAAAAGUGGAGCGUAGCUUGAAUACCUUAGAGGUCUUGUGUGUGAACCAAUGUGAAGGUGGAGAUGAGGACAGGAUUGUCAAAGAGGAGAACUUCUACAGAGGAGGAAAAGUAUCAUGGUGGAAUUUCUAUUUCUCAGAGCAGCCUGGAUCCACACCAUUCAUCAAACGAGACCAGUUUGACUACAUCAUGAACACAGUCAUACCAGAUUUGUGUUCUCUAAGAAAAGCCUGCGUGUUGUUUAAUCUCAUCCAUGUGCCUGGAUGUGGUGGGACAACUUUGGCCAUGCAUACUUUGUGGGCUCUCCGGGACAGAUUCCGUUGUGCUGUCCUCAGAGACAGCAAUGCAGACUUUGCUGAAGUAGCUGAUCAAGUGGUCAAACUUUUAACAUAUGACCAUGAGGAGAAAUUACCACGGGUGCCUGUUUUGUUGAUGAUAGAUGACUUUGAUGAUAUGGAAAAAGUAGUUGACUUGCAGCAACUAAUUGAAAAAGAAUGUGCGAAGAACGACAUUCAGUCUAAGUCUGCACAGGUACUUCUCCUGAACUGUAUGAGGUCAGAGUCCUCUGAGACAACUGAACCAACUGGAGACACUGUACACAUUGGAAAUAAGCUCUCCGAGACAGAGCAGAAACUGUUUGAGGAGAAACUUGUAGAAAUAGAGAAAACACAUAAGAAUGCGGACACGUUCUAUGGUUUCAUGAUCAUGAAAAGAACUUUAAGCCAGAGUAUAUUCAAGGUGUUGUCCGCAACACUCUGAAGAGCUUCAACAUGA